CCAGAAGUAGUGUGGUGAAAGAGAGGACCAUGUGGAUUCCAUGAUAGAAGCCUGCAGGUCCUCAGUCCCUAUUUCUUCCUGUGUGAGCUGCUGCCAGGCUCAUUUUGAGUCAGAGUGUCUCUCUCUGCUUGACAUGUGGCUCUACCUGGUGGCCCUCGUGGGCCUGUGGACCCUCCUGCGCUUGUUCAGGGAGAGGCAGGUGGUGAGCCAUCUCGAAGACAAGUAUGUCUUCAUCACGGGCUGUGACUCGGGCUUUGGGAACCUGCUGGCCAGACAGCUGGACAGGAGAGGCAUGAGGGUGCUGGCUGCAUGUCUGACAGAAACGGGAGCCGAGCAGCUGAGGAGCAAGACAUCAAACCGGCUGGAGACAGUGGUACUUGAUGUCACCAAGACAGAGAGUGUUGUGGCAGCCACCCAGUGGGUGAAGGAGCGUGUUGGGAACAGAGGACUCUGGGGCCUGGUCAACAACGCUGGCAUCUCUGUCUUUUCUAUCAACGAGUGGCUGAACAAACAAGACUUUGCAAACCUACUGGAUGUGAACCUGCUGGGCGUCAUCGAUGUGACUCUGAACAUGCUGCCCUUAGUGAGGAAGGCGAGGGGCCGUGUGGUCAACGUCGCCAGCGUCAUGGGCCGAGUGUCUCUCGUUGGUGGUGGCUACUGCAUCUCCAAGUAUGGUGUGGAGGCCUUCUCAGACUCCCUCAGGAGGGAGCUCUCCUAUUUUGGGGUGAAGGUGGCUAUUAUAGAGCCUGGAGGCUUCAAAACCAAUAUUUGUGAUGUUGAGAGGCUAUCACACACCAUAAAGAAGCUGUGGGACCAGACCAGCUCAGAGGUCAAGGAGACCUAUGGCGAGAAGUUUCUGGACUCCUAUCUGAGAUCAGUUAAAUCACUGAUAAACACCUGCUCAGACGACCUGUCCUUGGUGACGGACUGCAUGGAGCAUGCGCUGACGGCCUGUCACCCUCGCACCCGGUACUCACCUGGCUGGGACGCCAAGCUCUUCUACCUCCCCUUCAGCUACCUGCCCACCUCUCUUGCGGAUGUCAUAGUCUCCUGGGGCUCUGUAAAGCCUGCCCAGGCCCUAUGACAUCUGCACUUGUGUGCAGAAUUGGGGGAGCAAGGUGGAUGGAGGGAGCUACUGGCAGCGGGGGUAUCAUUGUUCGCCAUAGUCAUUAAAAUAAUUCUUCUUUCCUACCACGCAAGACCAGGGACAUCCAGAGGAAAAGACCAAAGGAAAAAUACUGCCAAAGGAUAGGGAUACAAAGGCACUGGCAAGAUCCCGUUGAGUUAGGCAAGUUCCCGAGGCUUUGAGCAUUGUGGUCUGUUUGGGAGGCUCCACAGAGCCAGGGGAGGGAGUUGUGUGAACACCUAGGAUGAGCU
This is a messenger RNA of Acomys russatus (golden spiny mouse), 1377 nucleotides long. RefSeq names its product retinol dehydrogenase 7. Bases 41 to 1084 code for a protein of 347 amino acids. The record is from RefSeq and is a predicted model, not a curated record. Gene Ontology annotation, molecular function: oxidoreductase activity. The transcript has 4 exons. Lineage: Eukaryota; Metazoa; Chordata; Mammalia; Rodentia; Muridae.